Messenger RNA from Lactuca sativa (garden lettuce), 465 nucleotides. RefSeq lists its product as uncharacterized. NCBI's taxonomy places the organism in Eukaryota, Viridiplantae, Streptophyta, Magnoliopsida, Asterales, Asteraceae. The record is from RefSeq and is a predicted model, not a curated record.
AUGGAAUAUUGUACACGUAUCAAGUCCAUCUCUGAUCUUCUUGCUAAUAUUGGAUCCCCGAUACCCGAAAGAAACCUCAUUAUUUAUGCCAUCAAUGGUUUAUCUCAGAAAUUUUCCCAUGUCGUCACCACCAUUCGACAUCAAAAACAGUUUCCUACUUUCCUUGAGAUGCGCUCCAUGUUAACCCUUGAAGAACGGUCCAUGGCAAAAGAUCACUCCCGUCACGUUCAAGCCUCACAUCAAGACAAUGCAUCUUCACCAACCAUUCUCACCACCGAGCACCAAAAUCGCCCCUCUCAUUCUCGAUUAAAUACCACCGGAGGUAGAGGUGGUGGUCGGAAUCAACGUGGCGGCGGCAGGGGAGGUCGGAACGGCGGGAGAGGUGGCGGAAGGCAGGGACAAUCUGGAGGCGGAGGCUUCGCAUGCGGUCAAAAUUGGGGGGGGGGGGAUAUUCCCCCUGGAUGA